Salmo salar (Atlantic salmon) is the source of this 2011-nucleotide messenger RNA. The record is from RefSeq and is a predicted model, not a curated record. NCBI's taxonomy places the organism in Eukaryota, Metazoa, Chordata, Actinopteri, Salmoniformes, Salmonidae.
CUCAAGUGUGGUAAUCUCAAUAAGGUAUUAUAGGUAAUAUUAUUAAUAAUCAAGGGAAUCAUUUUAUUUAAUUUAUAAAGCUAUAAAUUAUAAUUGUACAUAAUAAAGAUGUCGAAAACUGCUCCAUGGUGAUGAAGGGAAAUCUUGGAAAUGUUGAUAUUGUGCGCAAUAAACAUAUUAACCAUUCAUCUCAUAAACCACAGUGUUUUUAUGCUGGAAUAUCCAUGGAGUUCUGACCACAACUGCAGUUUACAAAACCGAAGCUCCUACGACAACAACUGAAGCUCCUACAACAACAACUGUAGCUCCUACGACAACAACUGUAGCUCCUACGACAACCCCUGUAGCUCCUACGACAACCCCUGUAGCUCCUACGACAACCACAGUAGCUCCUACGACAAGCACAGUAGCUCCUACGACAACCAAUGCAGAUUCCACUACACGAACUGUAGCUCCUAUGACCACUACAACUUCAGCACCUACUUCGACAACCACUGCAGCUACUACUACAACAACUGAAGCUCCUACUUCUUCUAUAACUGAAGCACCUACUACGACAACUACAAAUGCAGCUCCUACGACGACAACUGCAACUCCUAUUACAACAACUGUAUAUCCUAUGACCACAACAGAAGCACCUACAAUGACAACUGAAGCUCCAUGGACAACCACAACACCUACUACGACGAUUACAACAGCAGCACCUAUAACAACAACUGUAGCUUCUACAACAACUAUAUAUCCUAUUACCACUACAACUGUAGCUCUUACGACCACUACAACUGCAGCACCUAUUUCGACAACCACUGCAGCUUCAACAACUGUAGCUAUUUCAACAACAACUGUAGCUCCUAUGACUACUACAAAUACAGCUCCUAUGACAACCACAACUGCAGAUCCUAUUACAACACCUUUAGAUCAUACGACCACUACAACAGAAGCACCUACAACGACAACUGAAGCUCCUACGACAACCACAACAGCAGCACCUACAACAACAACUGUAGCUUCUACGACAACAAAUAUAUCCCCAACCACUACAACGUCAGCAGCUACUUCGACAAUCACUUCAGCUCCUACUACAACAACUGUAGCUCUUACAACCACUACGACUACAGCACAUACAACUGCAACUGAAGCUACUCCGAUAACCACAAGUGCAGCACCUAUUACGACAAUUACAUCUGAAGCUCCUACGUCAACCACAACUAAAGAACCUACUACGACAACUACAAGUGCAGCACCUAUUACGACCAUUACAACUGAAGCUCCAACGACAACCACAACAAAAGAACCUACUACGACAACUACAACACCUACAACUGCAGCACCUACGACGACAACUACUAAUGCAGCUCCUACAACAACCACAACUGCAGCACCAACAACGACAACCGUAGCUCCUACAACUGCAGCACCUACUUCGACAACCACUGCAGCACCUGCUACAACUACAAUUGAAGCUCCUACAACAACAACUGUAGCUCCUAUGACCACUACAACUGCAACACCUACUUCAACAACCACUGCAGCUCCUACAACCACUACACCAGCAGCACCUACUACGACAACUACACCUGCAGCACCUGCUACGACAACUACACUUGCAGCACCUAUUACGACAACUACAAAUGCAUUACCUACUACAACCACUGCAACUGCAGCACAUGCAAGAACAACUGUAGCUCCUUCGACAACAUCUGUAGCUUCUGCGACUUCUACAACUGAAGCACCUACUACGACAACAACUAAUGCAGCUGCUACGACAACUACAAAUGCAGUUCCUAUGACAACCACAACUGCAGUUCCUACUACAACAAUUUAGAUCCUACGACCACAACAACGGAAGCACCUACAACGACAACUGAACCUCCUACGACAACCAUAACUGCAGUUCCUACUACAACAAUUUUAGAUCCUACGACCACAACAACGGAAGCACCUACAACGACAACUGAAGCUCCUAAGACAACCACAACAGCAGCACCUACAACAACAACUGUAGCUUCUA